UAUGUCACAGAUCUCAAAAUACUAAUUAUAAGGGAAGGUUGGAUCUGGUGUUUAUGGAGAUGUCUAUAAAGCCAUAAAUACAUAAACUGGAAAGAUUGUUGCUAUAAAGAAGAUUAAGAAGCAGGUUGUGUAUAUAAAUUAUAUAUAGUAAUAAGAUUAAGGGGUAUCUGCAGUAGCUGUAAGAGAAACAUCGAUAUUACAAACAGUAUAAUGUGAAAAUAUUGUGAAGUAACAAUUAAAAUGAAAAAAAGAUUGAUUGAAAUUGAAUAUGUUUAAGGUUGCAUUAGAUUAGUAAUGGAAUUCUAUGAUGUUGAUUUGGAUACAUAUUUGAAAUCAAAUAGAUUAGAAAUGAAUAAAAUUUAAGUAAGUUUGUAAAUGUAUCAUAAAUAGGAAAUUUUAUAUGGAAUCUUAAAAGGGAUGAAUGAAUGUCAUAGAAAGAAGUGUAUGCAUAGAGACUUAAAACCUUAGAAUAUAUUAAUUAGUAAAGAUGGUAUUUAUUAUAAAAAUUUUAAUUUUUUAGGUAAAGUUAAAAUUGGUGAUUUCGGUAUGGCUAGAUCUUUCCAAUAAAUACCUGGAUCUUAUACAUAUGAAGUAAUAACACUUUGGUACAGACCACCAGAGUUAUUACUUUAAACUUCUUGUUAUACAACAGCAAUAGAUGUUUGGUCUAUUGGAUGUAUAUUUGCUCAAAUGGUACUAAGAGCACCUUUAUUUGCUGGAGAUAGUGAAAUUUAAUAGAUGAAAUUAAUUUGUGAAAACAUAUCAUUGAAUUAAGAUAAUGCAUAAGUUUUAUCUGUAUCUCAUUAUGAGUAAUUUAUAGAAUUCUGUAUUUUAAAAUUAAUUGGAACAAAAGUUGGAUUAAUAAUUCAAGAAUACAAGUAUGACUUAAGAUGGUUUGGAUUUGUUAAAAGUAAAAAUAUAUUAAUUUUUAGAAAUUAUUAUAAUUGAAUCCAACCAAUAGAAUUUCUUGUCAUGAAGCUCUAAAACAUGUAUAUAUAUUUUUAAUAUUUAAGCCAUUUUUUAAUAAUAUCUAAGAACCAGAUGUUAUAAAUUAAAAUAUGGAUUUAUUAUCUGAGUAUUUUAGAGUUUAAUAAUGA
Messenger RNA from Paramecium pentaurelia, 1097 nucleotides. The record is from the annotation of a GenBank genome assembly. NCBI's taxonomy places the organism in Eukaryota, Ciliophora, Oligohymenophorea, Peniculida, Parameciidae.